Drosophila novamexicana is the source of this 2320-nucleotide messenger RNA. RefSeq lists its product as uncharacterized. The coding region runs from base 727 to 1890 and encodes 387 amino acids. Gene Ontology annotation, cellular component: extracellular region. The transcript is spliced from 10 exons. Lineage: Eukaryota; Metazoa; Arthropoda; Insecta; Diptera; Drosophilidae. The record is from RefSeq and is a predicted model, not a curated record.
AAAGACAAUAAUGAAUUCUGAAAAUGUUUUAGGGCUGUGUAUAGCGGCGGUGUUGUUAUUGGUUAUUUAAACUAGGUUUCUAGUCCCCGCAGUAAUAUAAGAGUCUUGUUUUCAGUGUAUUCCAACUAAAUCUGAUUUCGAAAGUGAUGUCCAGAUCUCCCAUAAUAUAUUCAGAAUAAAGCAUGGUUUUUCCAUAUUCUAUCUGGAUGACGAUUUUUUCACAGAAUGUAAGAAAUAUGCAGAAGUAUGUUAAGCAAGUAUCCGUUAUGUUGGGCACUUCGUGUAAUAUUGCUGACUGCCAUAUAGAAGCUUGCCAAAGAAGAGGCAUUUAAGCAUUCAGCGGCAAAUGGAACAUAUGGGGAAAAUCUAUGCUACACAACAGACUAAGCGGAAUUGUGUGGUACGACGAAGUAAAGGAUUACGACUUUGACAAUGACGAGUAUUCGCCCGCAACCAGGCACUUCACGCAACUAAUUUGGAAGGCAACCGAAUCCUUAGGCGUUGGCCAAGCUACGAGGUUAUAAUAAACAAGUUACUAGUUCGCAGUCCAAGAACGUUUUCCGAUAUGUCAUGUAGUAGAUCUCGGCGCCGAAGAUUCUCUCCUUCACAUUGCGAACGAGCAUAAAAACACAAAAUUUACCAAAUGUAUAGCUAACAAUCAAUUGCGGCUCACGUGGGAGACAUUUUGUUGUCGCUAGAAACAAGCCUGCCGGCAAUACAGAGGGAAUGUUCAAGGAAAUUGUAUCAAGGGUGCUGAGGUAUGUACGAGUUUCUUUUUUGAAGUGUACUCCAACAAAAGCUGAUUUCGAAAAUGAUAUCCUCAAACUUCAUAAUGAGUACAGGGAAAAGCAUGGUUGUCCAAGUCUCACUCUGGAUUCCGGGCUUUCCGCAGAGUGCAAGACAUAUGCCGAAGAAAUUGCCGGAAAAGAUUCCAUGAUUCAUUCAACUGGAGCAUAUGGUGAAAAUCUAUGCUACACAACAAGCGACCCAACAACGUGUGUCAAAAUGUGGUACGACGAGAUCAAAGAUUACGACUUUGACAAACCCAAGUAUUCGCCCGCAACCGGGCAUUUCACACAAGUUAUUUGGAAGGCUAGCAAAGAGUUGGGCGUUGGCCAAGCCAAGAGCGCAACUGGAAAAAAUUACGUUGUCGCUAGAUACAAGCCCGCCGGCAAUGUAGAGGGAAUGUUCAAGGAGAAUGUGCCAAGGUCAAACAGUCCUGAACACAUACUGAAAACUUCUAAAUAUAUAUCCCUAUAUUCAUGGUUAUUUCCAGCAUUGGUGUUGCAACAGUUCAAAUUCGAAUUUUUAAAUUCUCUAUGUAUAAAACUUCAUGAGCACUGGCAUUGUUUUGGCGCUGUGGAUGACAGUGCUUUUAUUGUUGUUAAAUCGGAUUUUGAAAAUGACUUUCUACUCCAGCAUAAUAAAUAUCGGGCUGAACACGGCUGUCCCAGUCUCCUACUAGACACCACAUUAAGCGAGGAGUGUAAAAAGUAUGCUGAAGUAAGUAAUUGCAAUUAUUAUAGCCUAGAUCACUCAAAUGGUGACUAUGGUGAAAAUCUCUGUUAUACGACAAAAAAUCCACUGACAUGUGUGAAAAUGUGGUACGAUGAAAUUAAGGAUUACAAAUAUGAAAGUCCCGGAUUCUCAUUGAUAACUGGACAUUUUACUCAAUUAAUUUGGAAGUCAAGCACAACUAUGGGUGUUGGCCAGAGUAGUGGUAAUCGAAAGAACUUCGUUGUCGCCAGAUAUAAGCCUCCUGGCAAUGUGGCAGGUCAGUUUAAGGAGAAUGUCCCGAGGCCGAAAAACAAUUUCAGUCCAGACUGCAAGGCAGACUGGUUUAAAUGUUGUAUAAUAUUUUCUUGGGUAUUUUUACUUUGGCUUUCAUAGGCCUAGAUAAAUGUUGGCAAAUCAAAUUGCUCGAAAACAAAGAAUUUGUGCCCGCGAAUGCAAAACUUAUUUGCAGAUAUGCGAGGUGAAUAGUUAAUCUUGAAAUUGUGUUGGAAAUAUUACUUUAAGAGCAAAGAAGCGGCAGAUAUUCCGAAGAAGCCAUGCAUUUUGUGCAACUAAUUUGGAAAUCGCCCCAAUUGUUGGGCCAAGCGACCAGGGAAACUAUACCAAACAAGAUAUAAGCCAGCUGGAAACAUUCUGGUAGAAAAUAGAUUCCCCAGCCGAUGCGACUAAUCUGCAUCCCAAUCGAGUUUAUCCGCACGUUUAAAUUCAAAUCCAGUUCAGAUUACAGGGCGUACCACCCUAUAUACUAUAUACAAAACGUAUUUGUUAUUUGGUUGUAGAGAACGAUAAGUACGAUAAAAAGUUA